Messenger RNA from Necator americanus (New World hookworm), 507 nucleotides. RefSeq lists its product as uncharacterized. The transcript is spliced from 4 exons. Gene Ontology annotation, cellular component: ribonuclease MRP complex; ribonuclease P complex. Lineage: Eukaryota; Metazoa; Nematoda; Chromadorea; Rhabditida; Ancylostomatidae. The record is from RefSeq and is a predicted model, not a curated record. Gene Ontology annotation, molecular function: ribonuclease P RNA binding. Gene Ontology annotation, biological process: tRNA 5'-leader removal; rRNA processing. The coding region runs from base 1 to 507 and encodes 168 amino acids.
AUGAGCAAGAAUGAAGAACAGCGAUUGGGCGUAUUGCAUUUGGACAAAACCCAUCGCCGCAAACGAAAUCCGAAGAAAUUCAAAAGGACAAAUUUCACUAGAAGCGCUCUCACAGAGGAGGAUAAGCGGAAUAUUAAAUAUGCACAUGUGGAGCCAUUAUAUCGGAUGUGGUGUGACUACUAUCGAAGUCUAUUAGGUGACCAACAAAAGUCUCCAGAUGAGCGAAUGCUGAAGGCAGAUUAUCACGGAGCACUAGUGCUUGUUGCAGAAGCACAUAAUACCACUCAGAUAGGGAUUGUCGGUAUUAUUCUGUUGGAGACUCGACAAACUUUUCAAUUAAUCACUAAGCAGGACAAAUACGUUGUAAUUCCAAAGCAGGGCACCGCUCUGCAGUUUAUUCUUGAUGGACGAGUUUUCACACUGUUUGGUGACGCUAUGAGAUACAAACCAUCCUUACGUGGUAAAAAGCAUAGACUACGAGUUGCGUUGCCGUUUUUCAUCAGAUAA